This is a messenger RNA of Gopherus evgoodei (Goodes thornscrub tortoise), 1363 nucleotides long. Its product is annotated as gametocyte-specific factor 1-like. The record is from RefSeq and is a predicted model, not a curated record. Lineage: Eukaryota; Metazoa; Chordata; Testudines; Testudinidae. The coding region runs from base 422 to 1147 and encodes 241 amino acids. The transcript has 9 exons.
GUCCCCCAUAGUGCCCUGUGGGCCGGGGGCAGGUGGGUUAGGACAUACCAAUGUCCUUACUGGGGUGUCCUAGGUCAGACCAUACCAGUUUGUCAAAGGCACCUCUGAAAUACUGGUUCUGGGUCAGAUCUGCAGCUCACAAUUUAGAGAGGGAUACGCAGCUGACACCCACGGCCCAUGUGUACCAGUUUUAUUAGGCAUCUCCUUUUUGGCUUUUUUUUAAAAGCAACCAGCAUAUUUUCUGGUGGGCAACCAAAUCUGAGAUUCAGGUUGUCUCUAGAGUGUGCGCAGUCCUUUAAAUUGUCUUAUUUAGAUUUAUAAUCUUGUGAGGAAGGAUUUUUUAGAUGAGUGAUCCAUUCAAAUUGUAUGAAUUGCAGUGAAGACAGGAGAGAAUCUAACUCUUUGCCUUUUUUUUUCUUUCAUGCAGAUCAUAAGCCACAAGGGUAGAUAUUUUAAGGAGGAGAUUGACACUCAGAGACUGACUCAAAGAGUCCUCCAGCGAAACUUAAGUCAGCAUUCUUUUAGCAUCAGUAAAAUGGAGUUAGAAGACAACUAUGUUGAUGCUUUGGAUCCAGAGAAGUUAAUACAAUGUCCAUAUGAUCGUUAUCAUCAAAUCCGAGCCUGUCGCUUUCCCUAUCAUCUUGUAAAGUGCAGGAAGAACCACCCUGAUAUUGCAGAGCAGCUAGCCACAUGCCCCUUUAAUGCCCGCCAUCAGGUUCCCAGAGCUGAGAUCAGCCAUCACAUAUCAAGCUGUGAUGACAAAAGCUGCAUUGAGCAAGACAUUGUGAGUCAGUCAAAUACCUGCCACAGAGAGAUGAUGAAUACUGUCAGCAUGUGGCAGCCGCCCCCAUGUGACGAAGACUGGGAUAAAGAGCUACAGGAGCAAUCAAAUUCUGUGUUCGUUUGGGGCACGUUCAGUAGUGGCAUAAACAACAGCCCUGGGUCCAGCGUAAUGAUGGAACCAAAGAAUAACCUAAUGCCAGGCAUGAGAGCACCCAGGUCCUUGCCAUAUAGCCUAUCCUGGAAAAGCAGAGGAGGAUGUUUCAACCUGCCUCCAUCACGCGGCCAAGUGCGGGAACCUGGCCAUGGUCUCUCUGCUGCUGGCCACGGGCCAGGUGGACGUCAACACCCAGGAGCUGGUAACUGAAGACCAGAGAAGAGAAGAGGCUGCUAUUGAGUGCCCUUGAUACCAGAGACUCUCAAAAAUUAACUCCAUACACGCUGGUGCCAAGGAGGUAGCAGAGUUUAAACGGUUUGGAUCAGCAUGCUUUACAAGUUACUUCCUGUAGGGUGUUUGCAUAAAUCAUUGCUGGACUCCUGCAUGUCUUUGGAUUAAAAUGUGUUGUGGCUGUUUACCAUUGCA